AUGGAGGAGGCAGCCUUGGAGACACAAGCUCCGGUGCAGGAGCACGAGAUUCCGACUCCGGUGCCGGAGCAAGCGGAGAAGAACCUUCUGGAAGGCGACUGCGGAAUGGGAGCAGGACUCAGCAUGUCGGAGGUGGCAGAGAUAGCCCCAGGGCGGCGCGACCAGUGGAUCCCCCAACAGGAGGACAGUCAGGUUUCGCAGUGUGUGGAGACUCAGCCCCCCGUGGCCAAGAACAUUUUUGCAGAGCCGCUGGUGAUUCCGCAGACAGCAGAGCCGAAGCCCGUUGUUCGAACCUUGGUUG
Molecule: messenger RNA, 301 nt
Organism: Symbiodinium pilosum
Lineage: Eukaryota; Dinophyceae; Suessiales; Symbiodiniaceae
Source: the annotation of a GenBank genome assembly